Messenger RNA from Pelobates cultripes (western spadefoot toad), 534 nucleotides. The record is from the annotation of a GenBank genome assembly. Lineage: Eukaryota; Metazoa; Chordata; Amphibia; Anura; Pelobatidae.
AUGGGCUACGAGGCGAUACCCUUCCAGACUCUGCCCGGCACCUACAGUAACCCGACAAAGGCCCGAGGCAUGCUGGAGCUUGAGCCGGGAAGAGACGGCCGCUCUCCCGGGUCUCCGGCCGGCGUCUGGCGCCCCCCCCCCUCUGGACCGGGGGGGUCAUCCCGGUCUACACAAGCAACUACUGUCAUGCCAAGCUGGGAUGUAAGCUACCAUUCUACUGCGGCACACUCUCAAGCGGCAAUCCUCCAAGAUGGCUGCCGUACGCCAGCCGCAUGUGCGACCUGCCAGCAAGAUGGCGCCUGCUGCAGAGGCAGCCAUCAAAUGCCAUCUGACCACCACGGAAACCUGCCCCAGAGAAGCGUCGAAGGACCAAAGGGAAGCCUACAUCAUAUAAUUUGGUUUAAAAAGGAAUACCUCUGUACCUGGGGAGGACAUCAUCAUUCAAGGGGGGCCCACCUUAUACGCCCGGGAAACAACACCAAUGACUGCACCUAUAUCCAGGACUCUCCUGUGAGGUGCAACGCACCCAUCUGA